Caenorhabditis angaria is the source of this 1521-nucleotide messenger RNA. The record is from the annotation of a GenBank genome assembly. NCBI's taxonomy places the organism in Eukaryota, Metazoa, Nematoda, Chromadorea, Rhabditida, Rhabditidae.
AUGAACACGGAGUUUUUGGUGAGUUUCCUUUAAAAUUUGAAAAUUGUGGAAAAUAUUAUGUUACUUUUCCAGGAGCUUUUGGGGAAGCUCGACCCUGGUUUCAUUCAACAAUUUUUUGGUCAGGGAACAACUCAGCCAGCCGUGAAAAAUGAGGAGCAGAAAAUUGAGGUGCGUUGGGAUUUUUUUUUCGAAAAACUGGAAAUUCCACGCCGAAUCUCUAAAAUUUGCGAGAUUUUUCUGAGAAUUUCAGUACUUUGGUUAAAAAUUGAUACUUUAAUUUCCAGCCAAAAAAUUCUGAAAUAUUCCAGGAACUUCUCUCAAAUCUCCCUCCAACAAUUCUUCAACAAUUUCUUCAAAAACAAGAAGUUCGUCUAAAUCCUCUGCCUUCAUCUUCAACUUCAUUCAAAUCACAACAAAAUCCAAAUUUUGAAAUGGGCUCAAUUUGCACCGAUGAUUUCUACUAUCCAACUCAUUUUCUGCGCGGAACUAAACUCGAAUUAUCAGAUGGUUCAAUUAAAAAAGUCGAAGAUCUAUCAUCAGAUGAUUUUUUGAAAUGUGCUGUAGAAUCGAAAGAUGUUAAUGUGACUGCAUCGAUUAUUAAAGAUAUUGUGAAACCUGAGAAAAAUCGAGCGACUUCUACGAUUUUAUUUGAAACUAGUGGAAAUUUGGGCAAAAAUUGUAUGUUUUAAACUUAGCUCAAAGGAUCCAUACUUUUGAGAUUGGUCUCGCCGCGUUUGUUUUAAAUUAGCAUGCGCCUUUGAAAUACUGCUCCUUUAAAAUUAGACCCCACUAUUUCUAAAGCUUAUUUUUCAGACGUUGUAGAACUGCUUGUCCAAAAUGAACACCCAUUUUUUGUGUUGGGAAAAGGAUGGGCGAGUUGUGACGUCAGAAAGACGGCAGAAAAUUAUGGAUUACAAGCCGGAAAAUUGGAGGUGAGCUUGAAAAUUUGAACCUAAUGUGAAUUCAGAAUUUCCAGAUCGGCGAUGUUUGCAUUGUUCUAACUCGACACGAAGAUUCCGAGAAUGAUGAUGAAAUUGUGGAUAUUAUAACUGCUCAAAGGGAUUUAGAGGAAUAUAGUCGAAAAGCGGCGUGGAGAGAACAAAUUUUGCCGAUUUAUCGAGAGGUAAACAUGGAUUUUUGGUGGGAAAUUUACACGAAUCGGAAAAAAUUGACCAAGAUAAAUUUAAAAAUGAGUUUUCUAAAUUGCCACGUCGAAUGAUGAUGAAAUUGUGAAUUUCACGUGAAAUAAAAUUUAAUUCAGAAAAAAUCGCGUCUCCUCAAUUUUUUUAAAUUUUUGUUCAUUCAUUUUUUUUCUCUCAAAAUCUUUCUCCUCUUUUUCAAGCUGAAAAAAAUCAAUGAAAAAAUUCUCCUAGCAACCUGAAAAUCUUCAUCAAAAAUGUUUUUCUUCUCAAUUAAAAUGUUUUCCAGCUAUCCUCAAUAAAUGGCCGUCGUUCAGCUCCUCCUUCAAGUUUCUCCACAAAAAAUCAACCAAGGAAACGAAAAUUCAGUGAAAAUCAAUAA